Messenger RNA from Xyrichtys novacula (pearly razorfish), 6025 nucleotides. The record is from the annotation of a GenBank genome assembly. NCBI's taxonomy places the organism in Eukaryota, Metazoa, Chordata, Actinopteri, Labriformes, Labridae.
GCGGAAGCGUAACACCGCAGUCUCGCUGCCAUUUUCGUAGUCAACUUCACAGUCGCCACCGUUGGAUUUCUUACUCUGAAAAUACUUUAUCAGUUUGAUUUUCAACCUCGGUACUUUGUUUUCUCCGAUAUCGACGAGCAGGGGGUACGAAUAUGCGUCAGCCAUCGUCGCCGGUUUGACCCAGUCUGUUGUGUCCCACUUUACUUUCACUUUUGAUUUCCAGAAAAAGAGACGGUGUUGGGUUGUCGGGGUUGUUGUCGACUGCAGCCAUUAAUAGAUAUUUGAUCAGAGGACACAGCAACUCAGAGGACACAGGAGCGUUUAUAGCCACGUUAGAGUAGCGUCCAAUAAAACUAGCUAAAAAACUUGGCCAACAGCGCGAGGAGUGGUCGAGAAAAGAGCCGCUCCCUGUUUGAUUUCUUUCGACUUUUUACUUUCUUUUUCACCUCGGGACUUUUCAGUUCGGUGGGUAAGCUGCUUCUCAAAUAUUCAUAUUUCUUUUCAACUUUAUCCAUGCUGUGUAAUAAGGCAGAAAGUAUAGUAACAAUGACGAUUCGUCGCUUAGUUUAGGCGCAAAACAGCUCAACCGCUUGUCUCGUGCACAUCGCGCCGUUUGGCCACUUGUAAAUAUGGCGAUUUUUUUAAAACGACAUUUCUACUUUUAUGAGUCAAUUUUAGGUAAAGUGGUAAAAUUUAUUGUUUAACUUGGUUGUCAUUUCGAUAUUAUGCCUUGUAAAGAAGCCAAGUCUUUGCAAUAAGACUUAGGCUACAGCAGGGACAAUGUAAAGAAUUAGGGCAACUAUAGAAAAAUAGUAAAUAUGGCCUAUCUAUAGUUUAAAAUAUUUUUGUUUUCAUUUUAAAAAAAAAAAGCCCCCAGCUGGAAAAGGUAACAUUUUUUUGUGAGCUGUGUUAUAUAGUGACGUUACUGCUUAUUUCACCGAAACGAAACAAGCAGGCCAAAGUUUACUGAUUGAUAGAGGUGAUAAAUGGUUGCUGACACACAGUUAUGUGUUACUGCGUGAACAGACUUUAAAAUAAGAUACAGUCUGUGUCUUCCUCUGCUGGAGGAAUAGGGGAACAGCACUUACUUCUACUAAAAUGGAAAUACCUAGAAUUUAUACAGAGCCACCUGUAGACAGGAAGAGGUCAUGACUUAUUUCCAGUGUCUCUUCAGUGGAAUUUUAUUUAAAACAAAAAUGAAGCAUCAAAGGGAGUUUUAAAUAAUCUGAAAUAAACAGUGACUUAAUUAUAUGAGGUACAAAAGCACAAUGACACCAUUAUUGGCAAGAUCAGCACUAUAAUGUAAUUUUUGAUGUCUGUAUCUGCUGUGAGGGGGUAGGUACGCUACAAAACAGCGUUAAUUACUUGUCAUAUAGCAAAUAUUCAUAGUGAGUGAUCAUUUCCGCUGUACAAAGACAACAGGGAGCAAGAGUAUAAAGAUCACUGCUUUGUCCACAGGGGGGCUCAAGUCAAUACAGACACAAAGUUCCUCACAGGCGCUCUAAGUGGAAGUUAAUCGACUCAAGUAGAAGAAAAAAGUACCGAGUAUUUUGUAUAUCUACACCAGUGGGUUUCUUUUUUUGCCUUCCACAUGACUCCCUCUAAGGAAGACUUCUUGAAGUUUGCAGUCCAAAAGACACUGGUUUGGAUAGAAGAAAUAUCAACGUAUUGCACAGUCAUACCAAAUGAACCUUAAUGGACUAAAAAACGUAUUCAAGUAUUUAUAAUUUACCUAAAUUACAGAGUGAAACUGACCUUUAACCCAAGGGGUGUGGCGUGAGGGCUGGUUGAAUCUAAGAUAUGACCCCCAAAUUAUGUAAAAGCAUACCUUCUUAAACUACAACCAACAGGAAAAGUCAAUGUUUGAGAGUACUUUAGUGACACGACACCUAUUCAGGUUAAAGUUCGUGAAUGUUUCUAUAAUAUCCCCCCUGCAUAAAGUCACUGCCUGUUGUGCAAACUGGCUGAACUGUGCAAAUUGUACCUAAAUUUUGCAAAAUUACAAUGACAUUAGUGUUGUUUAAGGUUCACAUACAAAGCAUUAAAUGAAGUUCAAUGUUAAUUUUGUUCAUUUUCUUUGUUUAGAAACCAUGACCAGCAAAUUAGAUGUCACCCUUCAUGGGCGUUCAGUCAACAUCGUGAGACAGUGCAGAGAAGAUUUGUGUGAUGUUCUCCAAAGCAAAUUCGGAUGCGUGGCCAUCAUCGAAGGAGUGGAUUUUGAACAGGAUCUUGUUGUCGCCAAGCAGGGAAGGCCAACAGUCGAACCCCAGCCAAGAUUUGAAGUUUAUCUACCUGUAGGUGUCCGUGUUUCUGUGUGGAAGGGCGAUCUGACUAUUUUCCGGGCAGAUGCUGUUGUGAAUGCAGCUAACACCCAGCUUCAGCACUGGGGCGGCCUUGCAUCGUCUCUGAGUAAGGCCGGUGGUCCAUCAAUCCAGAAAGAAAGUAAUGAUUACAUUAAAAAAAAUGGUGACUUGAAAACAGGAGAGGCAAUUGUCACUGGUUCUGGGCAGCUACCAUGCAACAAAAUUAUUCAUGCUGUUGGACCUGAUUUAUCACCUAAUCCCUCCCCUCGUGAUGUUUCUCGGGCCGAACUGCUGUUGAAGAAAGCCAUCCGGAGCAUCCUUGACAAAGUAAGGGAACAUCACCUGCAGUCUGUUGCCAUUCCUGCCAUAAGCUCAGGACUGUUCCACUACCCACUGCCACAGUGUGCCGACACCAUAGUGUCAACUGUGAAAGAAUACUAUGAAAACUAUGAUCCUUAUAAGCAUCAUCCUAUAGAAAUAUUCUUGGUAAACUUCGAUGAGCCUUCAGUCACGGAAAUGAACAGGGCCUGCUGCCAGAUACUGGCACACCACAAGCCCAUCACAUACAGUCAGGCAGCAAGCAGUAGAAGCAGAGAUGAUGCCAAAACUUCAACACCUUCUCUCCACAUCGGAAAUGUCCAUCUGAUGCUGAAGAAGGGACGCAUUGAAGAACAGUCGGUAAGAACCUACGAUGUUUAGCCAUUCAUCUGUUAAAGUGUCUUUGAGUAAAAGAUGCGUAUAAGUUUCCCUAAUACUCAGAAAAGAUAGUAUGUACACAAUACUCUUCAUAUAUUUCAUGUGCCAACCCUCUGUUCUCACAGACAGAUGUCAUUGUUAACACUGCAUCAGAAAAUCGAGACCUGAGCCAGGGUGAAAUCUCCAAAGCUUUACUAAAGAAAGCUGGGUAUGAAAUGCAAAAAGAAAUGACUAACGCGUAUCCAAGUGGACAUGUCAUCAUUACAAAAGGCUACAAGCUGCACUGUAAAAGCGUCUUUCAUACUCGUUGUGCGACGAAGACGGGAUAUGCGAAGCAGCAGGAAGUCGCAGUGCAGGUACAGUAUGAUGGUCAUUUAAGUGAAGAGAUAACAUGCAGCUUGUACUUUCAGAUGUACUUUCAAAUAUGUUGACAACACUUUUUGCUUUUCUGUCCCUUUACUCAUCUAUGACAGGGUCUUUUUAACUCGGUGUCAGAAUGCUUGUGGCUGGCAGUCUCAAAUAAGCACAGGUCAAUCACCUUUCCUGCCAUCGGAACCGGAGCCCUUGGGUUCAGUGGAAAAGAAGCUGCUGAGACCAUGCUGAAAGCGGUCGCUGAGUUUGCCCAAAAGUCCCCAAAGCCUCUGGAAGUUUCUAUUGUCAUCUUUCCUUCUGACAGCUCCAUUUAUCAGGUACUGCUCAAAACACUUGAGAUGACCCAUUCAUUGUUACCAGAAAUGCAUUAUGCCCCAACACAAGCUGAGUUUUUUUUCAGUUCGCCAGGUUGUGCCAGUUCAGUUGCCAUCUCUCCUGACUUGAUAAUUCAGACAUUCCCACUCGAACUUCAUGAACUGUCUUGUGCAGAAAAACUAAACAUAUAUUGAUCAUUCUCUUUCCAGGCUUUUGAAGAACAAAUGAGGUUUCUCAGGGAAAGAGCACAACAUCCCAGCUUUGAACUUGGUAACAGUACUUCAGAUAUCCCUUUGUGGCAGUUCAAUUAUUCAAUUAUUAUUAAUUAGUUCAAUUAUUGUCAAACUGUUGUACGUUCAACACACACUGUUCUUCUGCAUAUUUCAGUUAAUGUAGGGCAUCUUAUUUAAAUAACUUAAAUGCAUGUUUGACUGGUCAUGUUUUGGAGUGACCCUAGAUAGCAGCACUAACAGUAGACAUAUAUCAUCUCUACCUUUCCAGCAUUCAACAACAGAGAUGACUUCAGUGGCUCCAAGGCGUCAUCUCCUCAGAUAAGCCUGAGCGGCCCCUCUGAUAAAGCAACUCAUGAGGCUAAACGCUGGCUCCAAGACUUGCUCUUCGACUCUGCUGGCGUAGUCAUCAUCUCUAACAACUUCGUCCUGCACUUUGGGAAACAAGAACAUGGUGAGCUGUCCCGUCUGACCGAAAAAGGCGUCAUCAUUGAGGAAUUCUUCGACAAAGGCCGCGCCGGCAUUAUGGUGAAAGGGGAUUCGAACGAAGAUGUCGCAGCUGCCGGGCUGCAGGUGGAGAAGAUGCUCUGUAGAAUACAGAGGGAGUUUAUGAAAUUUGAAGAGCAUGAAAUAAGCAAGAUGACGACAAAGAGUGUGCAUCCUGAAAGACAGACCCUGCAUCCUGAAAGACAGACCCACUCUACCAACGAAUACAAAGACAGAGCUUCUUCUCUCGGAGAUACACGUUUGUGGCUUGAAAAGGUGAUUAAACUGGGUGAUUCAAUGCUCUGAUUUUGUUGUUGAGAACAGUAAGGCUUUUGCAGUAAUCCACAAUAAGAUUUAAUUCAUCUUCACAUAGUUGCAUGCAGCAGAACACAUCCCAUGACAUAUUGCCCUAACUUCUAUCAAAUUCUGUCAACUAUUUGCAGGUGUCUCAUUAUAUUUCACCUUUAAACAGAUACAUGCUUGUUUUUUUCCCUGUCUAGGUGGAAAAGGUGGAGAACCCAGCUCUGGAGAUGCUCUUUGAAUUAAAGAAACGACAGCUAAACUGCUUCUCUCACCGAACAAUGUUUCAGUGCGUGCCAGCACACUUCCUAGAGAUGGUCAGCCGCAUUGGAUUCCAUGCAGAGUACGCUCCACCUCCAGGUAUGAUAAUACUUUUAACAAACAGUGUUUGUGCUCUAUAAAAAGUCCUACAUAAGAGUAUAGUUAAGUUGUUUUCAGUUAAUGCUAAAUACUAAAAUACAUUAGUAAAUGCAGUUGACGGAGAGGAUAGAGAGAUGCAUUUGUGGAUGCACAGAGGAUUGACUUUCCUCUGCUUCUCUUUCUCUGAAUACAGACCCUGCGUUUGGAGAGGGCAUCUACUUUGCAGGCACACCGAAAAAGGCCAUGGAAAUGUGGAAGGAAAUGCAGAACGGGAAGUUCCUGUACUUCGUGGAAGCUGAGGUGCUGACAGGAAACUCUAUCUUUGGGCAGAGGGGUCUCAUUCUGCCUCCCGCUGUGGGAAAAGACCCCCAGAUAAUGUAUGACAGUGUGAGUGGAGGACCUGAUGUCUCUGUAAUAUUCAGUGGAUAUCAGGCUCUGCCCAGGUACAUCAUCACCUGCAAAGGGGGAUAAACAGCAUGUUCUGUGGGUUUAUUGUUAUCUACAGUGGAUAUAAAUGUAAUAGUACUCCAAGAGCGGGAUAUUAUGUAGUCAAGUAUUUGUCAAAUAAAAUGUAGUCUCAUUUUCAAAAUAAACUCACAGCUUCCAGCUUUACCAUCUGAUGAUGAAAAACAAUAGAACAGAGAACCUAAGGAUGUCCAGUUUGGGUAUUGUGUUUCUCAUUUCUGUCUGUAACUUUGUUUCUCUUUUUUUCUUACAUAAGUAUCAGAAUCAGAACAUGUAAAUUUCAUUUAAAAAGCAUUUAGAGGGUAUGUAAAUGAUUUUUGAUUUAGGAUUUGAAGAUAGGACUAAUCUGAGGGAUGAAAGGCCUUGAUAAUAAGGAGAUGGGUGAAGUGUUUUAUAGAGCAAUCAGUUGUAACUAAAUUGUGGAUAUAUACUCAAAAAGCAAACUCUGUACUCUUGUGCCUAAUGCUGAUUAAGACAGUAAAAAUUUAAAAAGCUGAA